UCAUUUUGGGCUUUGGCACUUUGGCGCAUGCGUAGACGGACUAGUAAAGUGCGAGACAGCGCCGCAGACGGACGUAGAAACGCUUUAAGUCUUUAAUCCAAAGAUCAAAAUGGCAAUUGGCACUGGGCUGCUACAUAAUCGAGCUUCUUGGCAAGCAUUUCUCAUCCUCAUCACGCUGCUCAAUGCGCGCAUUUGCCAAGCCUGGAAACCGAUCGCUUCGAGCAAUCCCAUAACAUCGUACAGUCUGAAACAAUCGCAUCCGGGUGAGGCCAGCAGCAGCCACGAGUUGGCCACCAGCUAUGCCCAAUUUGGGGAAGAAAAGGACGACGAUGAUCUACUGCUGGCACGUGCCGCUGUUGUCAAUGGCUUGGAACCAGGCAUUGCUCCUGCUGCGCCAUCAGGCCCCAUUCUCACAUUCGGUGACGAGCAAGAGAAGAACCACUAUGAAUCCUACAGCUACAAGGAUGAAGGUGUUGCCGAUGGGGCGUCUUCUCUCAGUUUUCCGCGCACUCCCCUCUACGUCUCCGACAGCUGCAGUGUUAAAAAGUUUGCGUUCAAUCAAGACGGCGCUGUCGAUUACGGCAAUGGGCUACCUGAGCUGGAUCAGUUCACAUUGUGCUUCUGGAUGCGUUUCACGAACCACACUGGGGAUCAUGUUAUGUUUACCUACGAAGUUGAAAAGGAACCCCGCGAGAUACAAAUCUGGGUCGCAAAUGCGCAAAAUUCCAGUUUCCUAUCGAUGGCCAUAAAAGGUCAACAAAUGUACAGAUUGAAUUAUCCGCUGCGUAUGCGUCAAUGGCAUCACAUGUGCAGCUCGUGGAAUGGAAAGACUGGCGAGUGGCAGGUCUGGCUCAAGGCAGAGCGUAUUGGGCGUGGCUUCCACAAUUCGCUAGUGGGCCAUAAGGUACCCUCAAAGGGAAAAAUGCGAUCCGGAGGCAGUUCGGUGACCGGCGAAGUAAGCCACGGCCUCCACUUCGAGGUGACCCUCGUACAGAUUUAUCGCGUGGCGUUGAGUGCGGGGAAGGCACAUCGUGAUCACAAGCAUCACCAUGUGCACCAUUUCGACCACGAGGGUCAGGAGGUGUCCAGCACAGCGCGUGCGCCACCCAUGAUAAAUCGACCACAGCCGAUGCACUCGCUGCUGGCAAGCGGCCAAAUUCCAACCAGAGUGCGCAUUAACUUGGCCAACUCGGCGCCAACACAGAAGCCAACGGGCACUGUCGAAUUCCAGCCGCAACAGCAACCACAGCAACAGGCAAUCACGCUUAAUACCAAUUUUGUGAAUGGCCAGAUCAAUGCCGGUUCUCGAUUGGUUGCUCAGCAGCUGCUCGGUAUAUCGCCGAUAACUCAAAGCCAUCGCCGGCCCAAUCCGGGCGCUGAGCCUGGACGCUUCCAUAUGCUGAGCAACGCGGCAAAUGUCCAGUUCAUAGAUGAGACAGAGACGCAUAUACAAUUUAAGCGGCAGGCGAAUGCCAAGGGCGCAAAGGAUGACAUCAAAGAUAAAAAGCUGCGAAAGCGUGGCUUGGUUUUGCUUGAGGAUGGCUCUUUGGUUGAUGAUGGACUGGACGAGAGUAGCAGCAGCAAAUAUAAUGGUCUUGCAGACUUUGGAGGUCAGCAGUUCAAGCAUGAUCUGACCCUAAAGAUGACCCUGGAAGAAGAAAUCAGCUCACACGAUCGCGAGCCAGCCGAGGAGGAAGUCAGUGCCGUCAUGGCCAUAUGCAGCAACUGUGAUCCGGAGCCAUUCCAGGGUGCAAUCGUUUUCGCCUGGAAGGAUGUCAACGAGCACAUGAACAACACCCUUAAGGGCCUCAGUGUUGGCACAUGCGGACAUUUUUAACUGUCCACGGUUAGCAGUCAGUCAGUCGGUCAGUCGACCAGUCGGUCAGUCGGUCAGUCAGUCAGUCAGUGCUAUCCAAAUACAUUUUAAGCAGAAGUCUAGCAUUUUGGUUCAUAUAACGCUUAAAGUACAUAUAAUAUUUUUUUUUUUGUAUCUUAGUAUCUACAUAUGUAUUAUAUAUACACUAAUAGUAUAUGCGUACUAUUAAUGCUGAGUAGAGCUGACUUUAUUUGAAAACUUUCACCUUUAUGUAUAUAUACACACAUACAUAUUUAUAUAAAUAUAUUAAAGUGGACAUCCACCUCAAAAUCUA
Messenger RNA from Drosophila grimshawi, 2150 nucleotides. RefSeq lists its product as uncharacterized. The record is from RefSeq and is a predicted model, not a curated record. NCBI's taxonomy places the organism in Eukaryota, Metazoa, Arthropoda, Insecta, Diptera, Drosophilidae. Bases 110 to 1837 code for a protein of 575 amino acids. The transcript has 5 exons.